GGAAAUGACGACAAUGUUUCAAACCAGCCUGAACGCAAUUGAAAUUAUUUCUUGUGGUUCAACUAUGGAUGACUUCUCUAGGGAGAUCGACUGUUUCGAGUACCCGCGACUUAGAGUUUUACACGAUGUAGACAGCUCAGACCCCUCCCGUUAUGAUUCAGAUGAACCUACGGGGACUUUGCCAAUCUUCCGACACGUCCGAACGCUUGUUCAGCCAAUCGAUGAUGGGCAACAUUUUUGGAGAUGGACUUUAGAGAAAUGCACUUUAGAUCGUACUCCGACCCAACACUGGACACGUCAUUGGAAGCCACCUAAACUUCAACUUUUGAUCUUUACCACACCGCGCAAGAAAAAUUACACGAUAUUGAGUGCUAAACUGGUUGCAACUUUGGAGUCACAUGGGAUUCGUUGUCGUUACAUUCCCGGAAUAAAACCUAAUGAAAUCUUGGAUUUGGAUUUGGAGUUGAAUGGACCGGUGGAAUGAGUUGAUGUACUUGCUGUAUAAAAUAAUAUCAUCUAUACUGCUAUAAUCUCGUUCUGUGAACUAGUACCUUUGUCAUAGAAGAAUGUAUGGAACACGUAUCAUAUUCGCUUGUAUUAUUGUAGUUACUAUGCUCUAGAUAGCUUAUACAUAGGGGACUAUCGUCAUAGAUCAUAGUACCACAAUGAUUUAGCU
Messenger RNA from Melampsora larici-populina 98AG31, 676 nucleotides. RefSeq lists its product as uncharacterized. Bases 5 to 484 code for a protein of 159 amino acids. The record is from RefSeq and is a predicted model, not a curated record. The transcript is spliced from 2 exons. NCBI's taxonomy places the organism in Eukaryota, Fungi, Basidiomycota, Pucciniomycetes, Pucciniales, Melampsoraceae.